This is a messenger RNA of Phialemonium atrogriseum, 2045 nucleotides long. RefSeq lists its product as uncharacterized. Bases 163 to 1872 code for a protein of 569 amino acids. The transcript has 12 exons. The record is from RefSeq and is a predicted model, not a curated record. NCBI's taxonomy places the organism in Eukaryota, Fungi, Ascomycota, Sordariomycetes, Cephalothecales, Cephalothecaceae. Gene Ontology annotation, molecular function: NADP binding; N,N-dimethylaniline monooxygenase activity; flavin adenine dinucleotide binding.
GGUGAUGGGGUAGAAAAGGUAAGAAUGUUUCAAUUGGAGGAUUCGAACAAGGAGAUUUGUGAUUUUCAUGCCGUUGCUGCCUUCAGACUCUCACUCAAUUCAGUCGACUGCUGAUUCUGUGUAAUUACUGACCAUUUUUUUUUCCGUCCUCGUGAUCGAAACAUGGUCCCGCACGCCAACACCGAGUUUCCGGCCGAGAAUGGCGAGAAUUGCCAGGCAAAUGGCGAGGACUACACCAUCCCGGACAUGUACUUGGGAUAUCGUCGACCCAUCCGAAUUCUCGUCAUUGGCUUUGGUGUCUCUGGCAUCAACGUUGCACGGGUGCUCGGCCAGACAAUCAAGAACAGCAACAUCGCUUUGCAGAUCUACGAGAAGAAUGCAGAGCUUGGGGGGACUUGGUUCGAGAACAUAUAUCCGGGUUGCGCCUGUGACAUUCCUGCUGUUAACUAUCAGUUCUCCUGGCAUCCAAAGACAGACUGGACAAGCUAUUAUGCCACCGGCUCGGAGAUUCUGGGCUAUCUCAAUGAUGUAGUUUCUCACUACAAUCUUGACUCAUUUGUGAAGCUAAAUCACCGAGUCGUCGGGGCCUGGUGGAACGACGACAAAGGGCAAUGGUCCGUCAAGAUACAGCGCGGGGACGACCCCAACGACACGUUCUAUGAUCACGGAGAGAUUCUGAUCAACGCCACGGGUGUACUAAACCACUGGAAGUGGCCAACAAUCCCUGGCCUCGAAAAAUUCAAAAACCGAGUGCACACGGCCGCUUGGGACAGGUCAGUCGAUCUUGCUGGCAAAACUGUCGGUGUCAUUGGCAACGGGAGCAGUGCCGUCCAGGUCAUCCCUGCCAUCUAUGAUGACGUCAAAGACAUCAAGUGCUUCAUCCGGUCGAGAGCUUGGGUUACUUCAGGGUUUGCCUCGACCUUUGCAGGGGAGAAUGGUGCAAACAUCGACUACACCGAAGAACAGAAAAAGGAAUUUGCCGAGAAACCAGAGGAGUAUCUGAAAUACAGGAAAGCAGUCGAAAAGGAGAUAAACCAAAACUUUGCCAUGAUGAUCAAAGGAACACCUGAGCAGCUCGAGGCCGAAAAGUUCUCCCGAUCUGACAUGAUCAGACGCCUCGAACGCAAGCCAGAACUGGCCGAGAAGCUCAUCCCCAUUGACUUUGCCGUCGGCUGCCGUCGUCCCACCCCCGGCAACGGGUACCUAGAAUGCAUCUCCUCCGACAAAUGUACGGUGACCUUCUCCGGCAUCACAGAGAUCACCGAAGACGGGGUCGUCACAGAGGACGGCGAACUCCACAAGCUCGACGUUCUCAUCUGUGCCACGGGGUUUGAUGUUUCCUUCCGGCCGCGCUACCCUAUCGUCGGAUCCAACGGGGUGGACAUGCGUGACGAAUUCCGAGAGUCGCCCGAGACGUACAUUAGUGUCAUGGCGCCAAACUUUCCGAACUAUUUCAUGAUCCUCGGCCCCUUCGGACCCUACGGCCACGGCUCCGUCAUUCCCGCCGUGGAGGCGAUUACGCGGCAUCUGGAUGUGGUAAUCCGCAAGUUGCAGCGCGAGGGAAUCCGGUCGCUGGUGCCGAAGGAGGAGGCUGUCGCGGAAUUCCGAAGGCAUCGCGAGUUGUUCCUCAAGAGGACAGUGUGGAACGCGCCGUGUCGGUCAUGGUUCAAGAUAGGCGGACCGGAUGGUCCCAUCAUGAUGUGGCCUGGGACAAGGCUGCACUUCUUUGAUGUGCUGUUGAAUCCGAGAUGGGAGGACUAUGAGUGGAAAUACGUGGCGGCGAAUAGGUAUGCGUAUUUGGGGAAUGGUUUUACGGAGGCGGAUGUGGGAGGGGAGGGAACGGACGUAGCAUGGUAUAUCGAUGGGAUAUGAUAGAGGAAUGUCCCGCCGUUUGUUGAUCGCUGCCUGAAUCCAUAUCGUGUUGUGUAUUCGUGGGCACAUUUCGUUCCGUUUGGAUGAAGUCAUGAUAAACUGCGUGCUAGAACGAGAGCUAGGAUAUUCAUACAAUCAUUUGAGUUAUUGGUCUUAGAUAUACAUCAUCAUCA